Arachis duranensis is the source of this 2133-nucleotide messenger RNA. RefSeq names its product carotenoid cleavage dioxygenase 7, chloroplastic. Gene Ontology annotation, molecular function: 9-cis-epoxycarotenoid dioxygenase activity. The coding region runs from base 24 to 1874 and encodes 616 amino acids. Lineage: Eukaryota; Viridiplantae; Streptophyta; Magnoliopsida; Fabales; Fabaceae. Gene Ontology annotation, biological process: carotene catabolic process. Gene Ontology annotation, cellular component: chloroplast stroma. The record is from RefSeq and is a predicted model, not a curated record. The transcript has 7 exons.
CAAAAGCCUUAGUACCUCCAAAAAUGAACGCCAAACCAAUUCACUCCACACCAACAUACAUUCCUCCUCCAAUAAGGCAAAUUCCGGUUCCCCAACAACUUCCAUUGCCGCCAUCACCACCAACCAUACCUCAUGCAAUAUCCAUAACCGCACCCGAAACCCGUGUCGCCGUCCCCGUAGUACCUCCUCCAUCUAUAGACCUUGAUGACUCCAUAACCGCCUUUUGGGACUACCAAUUCCUCUUCGUCUCACAACGAUCCGAAACAACCCAACCAAUCACGCUACGCCUUGUGGACGGCGUCAUACCGUCGGAUUUUCCCUCCGGCACGUACUAUCUAACCGGACCGGGGCUUUUCUCCGAUGAUCACGGCUCCACGGUGCACCCACUAGACGGUCAUGGAUACCUAAGAGCAUUCACGAUUGACAACAAUAAAGUGACGUACAUGGCGAAAUACAUUAAGACAGAAGCGCAAGUAGAAGAGCAUGAUCCAGAAACUGACACGUGGCGGUUUACGCAUAGAGGUCCGUUUUCUGUGUUGAAAGGUGGGAAGAAAGUUGGGAAUACGAAGGUAAUGAAAAAUGUGGCGAACACUAGUGUGGUGAAGUGGGGGGAGAAGCUACUAUGCAUGUGGGAAGGUGGUGAGCCUUAUGAGAUUGAAUCUGGGACGUUGGAUACGAUCGGACGGUAUAACAUGAUGGACGGUCGUGAUGUUUCGACGGAAGAUAGUGAUGGUGUAUGGGAGGUUGCUGCCGGCCUCUUGAAGCCUAUUUUGUAUGGUGUGUUUAAGAUGCCACCAAAGAGGCUUUUGUCUCACUAUAAGGUUGAUUCUAGUAAGAGCAGGCUACUUACUGUUUCUUGCAAUGCAGAAGACAUGUUGCUUCCACGCAGCAAUUUUACUUUUAGCGAAUACGAUUCCGAUUUCAAGUUGUUACAUAAGCAAGAGUUUAGAAUCCCAGACCACCUUAUGAUCCAUGAUUGGGCUUUCACAGAUACCCACUACAUAGUGUUUGCCAAUCGCAUAAAACUUGACGUGCCAGGAUCAGUGGCAGCAGUGUGUGGGAUAUCACCAAUGAUAUCAGCAUUAAAAGUGAAUCCAAGUAAGAACACAUCGCCCAUAUACUUGCUUCCUCGCUUCCCAACCAAAUCCAAAUCCAAUAUCAGAGACUGGAGAGUCCCACUUGAAGCACCUUCACGGUUAUGGCUGCUCCAUGUUGGCAAUGCCUUUGAACUUCGUCAUGCCAAUGGCAAUUUACAUAUUCAAAUCACUGCUGCUGCUUGUUCUUACCAGUGGUUCAAUUUUCGCAACUUAUUUGGAUACAAUUGGCAAAAUCAAAAGCUAGAUCCAUCAAUAAUGAACAUACAAGGUGAAAAUAACUUGUUGCCUCAUCUUGUUCAGGUAUCAAUAAAAUUAGAUUCUGACCACAAUUGCCAAGAAUGCAAUGUGAAGGCUAUGAAGAAAUGGAAGAAAUCUGCAGAUUUUCCUACUAUAAAUCCUGCAUUUUCUGGCAAGAGAAACAAGUAUCUCUAUGCUGCAACUACUUUAGGGUCACGUAAAACAUUACCAAGCUUCCCUUUUGAUACUGUUGUGAAGUUAGAUUCAGAGACAGAUUCUGUGCAAACUUGGAAUGUUGGAAGCAGAAGAUUUAUUGGGGAGCCUAUUUUUGUCCCAAAAAGUGAUUUAGAAGAAGAAGAUGAUGGCUACCUUCUUGUUGUUGAGUAUGCAGUUUCAAUGCAGAGAUGUUACCUUGUUAUCUUGAACCCAAAAAUGAUAGGAACCUCCAAAGCCCUCGUCGCCAGACUUGAAAUUCCAAGGCAUUUAAACUUUCCCUUAGGAUUUCAUGGUUUUUGGGCAGCUAGUGGGAACCAAAUUUAAGUUAUGAGAAACCUUCUACAUUAAAAUGAAUUUUCACUCAUGGUUCGCACAAUUGAUGGUUGUAGUUUAUAUGCGUACACGAAAGAGGUUAAUGUAAACAACAGGUUAUUAUUGAAAAUUAGAUUAUACUAAAAAUAGUGUAAAUAUAAGCAUGAAGUCAGGUUUUUUGGUUUAAAAAAAGUGGAUACUUAUAUGAGAAUGUAUUCAUGUGAAAAUAAUAAUUAAGAUGCAUAUAUAUUAUAUUAAAUAAUUUAGUCUA